This is a messenger RNA of Papaver somniferum (opium poppy), 1401 nucleotides long. RefSeq names its product aspartic proteinase nepenthesin-1-like. The coding region runs from base 1 to 1401 and encodes 466 amino acids. Lineage: Eukaryota; Viridiplantae; Streptophyta; Magnoliopsida; Ranunculales; Papaveraceae. The transcript has a single exon. The record is from RefSeq and is a predicted model, not a curated record. Gene Ontology annotation, cellular component: extracellular region.
AUGAUUCGCAGCGACUCUAAAGAAUCACCUCUACAUCCAAGAUAUGCUAAUUUAACACAAGCAGAAAGGUUUCGAGGACGCGCGGAACAAUCCAAAGCUCGAGUACGUCACUUUGGAUCAGCAAGAGCUGCUGCUUAUAAUCAAACCAGCUCCAUGAAUCCCAAUGUUGUACCUGUAAAAUACGUGGAGGACCGCGACUUUUACAUUGGUGAGGUAGGAAUAGGUACUUUCAACGAUGAACGACAACCUUUUCAGAAUUUCUAUUUAAUGAUCGACACCGGUAGUGAUCUUAUAUGGACUCAAUGUCGCGGUGGCGGUAAUUAUUUCUAUCAAGAUACGCCAUUUUAUGAUCAGACAGGUUCGACUACAUACAAGCGCAUCCCUUGUGAAGAUCUUCCUAAUCAGUGUAACGGAAGACGUUGCAUAAACGGGUUUUGCACGUACAAAGAAGAAUACGGGUCUGGACAACUAACAUAUGGUCAUCUUGCUUAUGAAACAUUCACUACGGGAUCAACUCGCGGUCAGGAAUACAGUGAUCGUUUUGUUAAUAUAAUCAUGGGUUGCGGUCUUAGUCAAAGGCAUUUCGGACCAGCAUUUGGUGUUCCUGAGACUCGUGAUGAUGAUCAUGCGUGGAAUGGGCCGAUACCUGCACCUGGAACUGCUCCAAUAGCAGGAUUUCUCGGUUUGGGACAAGGAGCCUCGGAAUUUUCUUUGGUACUUCAGUUAGAUGAUCAUACGGAUAAACAAUUUGAAUAUUGUUUGGCGUCAUACGAUCUUGAAGGUGCUGAUGUUUCACCCACAUAUUUAAGAUUUGGUUCCGACGUAAAAAUUUUUGAACGACCUGCUGCUGAAAUACUUAAGACUCCAAUUAUCCAAGACCAAAACUUCGGGACGCCUUACCACUUGAGUCUAUUGGAUAUUAGUGUAAACAACAAAAGCGUAGGGUUUCAAAAAAGCGACUUCGAGAUAAGGGGGGCUGGAAUUGGUGGUACUAUCAUAGAUUCAGGGACUCCACUUACCACUAUGAUCGGGCGUCAUUACGAAAGAGUUGAGCAAGCGUUGAUAGAAUAUUUUGAACAAUUUGGUAUUCGUGAUGUUAAUAAACCUAAUCCUGGUUUCGAUAUUUGUUUCCGUAUACCAAACAAUUUCAAUGACUUUCCAACGAUGACAUUCCAUUUUGAGGACGCGGAUUUUGUUAUUAAAAAUAUGUCUGGUCUUUUUGUCUUAUUCGGAGAUAAGAAGCUAUGUUUAGGUAUCGUUAGCUCGCCUGACGACCCGGAAGUUGGUUCUAUGUUUGAUGUUAUUUUAGGAGCUAUGCAACAAUCAAAUAAAAGGAUUUUGUACGAUGUAGGUGUCAAGGAACUCGCAUUUGCUGAAGAGGAAUGCAAUUUAGGUUCAUGA